AUGGGAAGUCUUGCUAACCUGCGGGAUUGGAGACGAAUGCUUGGCGGACAGACAAUCGUAAAUACGGACACCACACCCGUCUUGGACCCCCUGAGGACUAUGCACCUCCAUCCGCCGUACUACGGGGCUCAGGCGAUAGAGCACAUGUCCACGGUCACAGCGGUGCAUGCACACGAACGCAGUGCGCUUCUUGCGCGAACCCGCGAGAAAGAGCUCGAGUUACAGAGCAUGUACGCUCUCCUCAAUGCCGGGGUUCCCAUCAACCAACUCCCCAUCGAGCUGCUUGUCGAGAUCUUCGUUCACAUCCAGGGGAUAGAUAGCCCGGGUGACUUUGACUGGACCAAUAUUCUCCGCGUCUGCAGGCACUGGUUCGUCGUUGGUUCGACGGCGGGAAAGCUCUGGAAAAACCUCAUAGUCGUGAGAAGCACGAACCUGUUACGCACCGGUCUAGCGCGCUCGAGAAACGCAGAGGUCACCAUAGAUAUGAUGGGUCUUUCCACCCACCCCCUCCCAGAUGCCGCGCCCCUUCUUGCGCCCCACCUACACCGCCUACGUGGUCUCAGGCUCUAUAAAGUUCCAUCCAAGAUCGUACCGGCUCUCAUCAAGUUCAUGGACGGUGUCAUGCCCGCGCUGCGUCACUUCUUUGUCUAUAUCGAUCCCCAGGCUGAUGAGCUUGUACUCGAUUUCCCUCCCCGACGCUUCCCUCGGCUGGAGGAGCUCAUGGUCUCGCGCGUUUACAUCUUCAGCGAUCUCUCCAGCUUCCCGCAGCUGCGGGUCCUCCACUUCACAGGUUGCUUUCGCAGCACGCCCACCCUGAAAACCUCGACCUUUUUGGACGCUUUGCGCCGCUUGGAGAAGGUGGAGGAGCUUAUCCUGUAUAAUGUGCGGGUCUGCGACCUCGGCAACGCAUCGCCCUUUGCGGGAAUGGACAGUGUGGUGUUGAGCAAACUGCAGAAGCUCGUCGUCACUAACACGGAAGGGCCACUCAUCAAACAGUUGCUCUCCGCGAUUACGAUUCCCUCCGAUGCCACCGUAUCUUUGAGCGCCCCGUUUCAGGGCGAAACACUCGCGGGGAACACCGGGAACAUCAACGCGUUUCUUCCUGAGGACAGGCGCUUUCUACCCGUGCUCACCACCAUCGUCGAGGCGCACAUCGUCAUGUACUCUGGCAUCCACUCCAUUGAAGGGUAUAUAACCACUGGGCCGAGGUCGAUCGACACGGCCCCUCUAAACCUUACGCUCGAGAUUUCCGACGACGGCUUGGGCGGCGACUUGAACGUCGGCCCCGAGGAUAUCAUUGAUGUCUUCCGCGACUCGACGUUGGAGAGCAUCACCCUCGAGAUCAGCUCCGCAAUCGCCUCGCAGGUGGACUGGCAAGAUUUCUUCGCGACGAACCCAACCCUGCGCAUCCUGGAUCUCAGUGUUAUGGAAGACGAUCUCCCUUUCCUCAUGAAGGAGAUCUUCUCUGUCCUGGACCCUGGUAGUACGGCGGCAUCCUCAACUCGCAGCGCGGGGGAGGACGCAGGCUCCGGCGGAGGGGAGGACGCAGGUUCCAGCGCGGACAGGGUUCUCUGUCCGAACUUGCGGUCCUUGCGCCUGUACGGGAUGGAGGCGACAUCAGCCACGUUUUUGGACACCGCGGCGACAUGCUUGGAGAACCGCCGUCAGAAGCUGGGGAAGCCGGGCGAGCACGCUCUGGACGACCUCAGGCUCGCGUUGGGCCUAGCGGAUCACCUCGAUGAAGUGACCUUCGAGCAAGAACGGCUGGCUUUCUCGGAGCGGUUGGCGCCGCUUGUCGGAGCCCUGGAUUUUCAGGCCGGGGAUUUUUGGUAGGUUCGUCGAGAGGAUGUUGUAUUGUAUGCUAUAAUGUAAGUACUUCAAUAUUCAAUUUGGCAUAUCUGCGACUGCUUAAUUUAUGCUACACCGU
This is a messenger RNA of Trametes versicolor FP-101664 SS1, 1927 nucleotides long. RefSeq lists its product as uncharacterized. The transcript has 2 exons. Gene Ontology annotation, molecular function: protein binding. The record is from RefSeq and is a predicted model, not a curated record. NCBI's taxonomy places the organism in Eukaryota, Fungi, Basidiomycota, Agaricomycetes, Polyporales, Polyporaceae. The coding region runs from base 1 to 1833 and encodes 610 amino acids.